Molecule: messenger RNA, 354 nt
Organism: Kwoniella botswanensis
Lineage: Eukaryota; Fungi; Basidiomycota; Tremellomycetes; Tremellales; Cryptococcaceae
Exons: 1
Coding region: 1-354 (117 amino acids)
Source: RefSeq, a predicted model, not a curated record
AUGCCCUCCAUUACCUCAGACUCAGACCUCGAGAAGCAUUAUCGUUCCUAUAUCGAUGCCAUAAACACUAUCACCUCGCUCCCUUCCUCUGUCCUCAACCCCUACUUGGGAGAAAAGAUCAUCAACCAUAAUGAUCGAGCACUGUCGUCAGAGCAAUACCAUCAGCUGAUCAUACCUAAAUCUGUCUUCAAGGUUGAGGACGUAGUAACCAGUGUGGAGGAUAGAAGGGUAGCAUCGAGGUUGGAAAUUGCUCUUGGAGAUGGCACGGGCAGGGUGGUGAAGGAACAUGUUUUUUAUCUGUUCGAUGAGAAUUGGAGAAUUGUAAGAGUCUGGAGUAUGGUUGAAGGAUUAUAG